CACUUACGUCAUACGGUAACUAAAAAAAAUCGAAGUACAUUUCUCACCAGGCGUCCACUCUUGUAUUGUCAUAAACACAUAUUUUUUUGUACAUAUAUUGUUCGACUUUGCACGGGAAUCUAUUUCUAAUGGACGCUACUACGAGGGAGGAUCGGAAUCUACGCCUCACGCAGCUAAGGCAACAUUAUUGUUAGCAAAACUUGCUAAGCUACGAGGCUAGCGUAUAGCACCCGAGAGCUAAGCUAUGCGUUAGCCUUAGCUUGCUAAAAGCACUGACAAACCGACAAAGGUGGCCAAUGUGAUCCUGAGCAUGCGAGAGUGACUCUGCAAUCUCUUUGGACUCUUCCUGUCAGGAUCACUUUACGAGGACCCCCCCCCCCCACCCCCCCACCCCCCCACCCCCCACCCCCCCAAACAGUCCACAGGGUGAUUUGACAGGAUUUUCCAUUAUGUUUUGCUGCACCUGAACCAUGUGAGGGUCUAUGAAUGGUGUCCGGGGAAAAGACUGACCCUGUCUGUCCCUGAAAAGUGUUCUUCCCCACCCCUUUUUGCCCCCUUCAUCCCCUCUACCCCGUCCAGACAUUCUUGAGCUCCUUACCUAAAAAAGGAGGCACGCCAUGAUGUUCAGAGACCAGGUAGGUAUUCUCACGGACUGGUUCAAGGGCUGGAACGAGUGCGAACAGACAGUGGCUCUGUUGUCCCUCCUCAAGAGGGUGUCCCGCACACAGGCUCGCUUUUUACACAUAUGCCUUGAACACUGGUUGGCGGACUGCACAGAGAUUCAUAUCCUUGAAGCGGAGGCCAACAAUGCAGCCAUAGUUAACCAGUGGCACCAGGAGCCCAAGGAGAAAGUGGUCUCUUUGCUCUUGUCCCAUCUGCCUUUGUUGCAGCCGCGCAACAGCGAGGCCAAAUGUGAGUACAUGAAGCUGCUGCAGAAGGUGUUGAGUCACACCAUUGAGAGUAGCUUGUUUGUGGAGGAGAGCAGACAGCUACUGUCCUACGCACUCAUCCAUCCCGCCACCACACUGGAGGACCGCACGUCCCUGGCCAUGUGGCUCAACCACUUGGAGGAGCACUUAUCGGGCUGUUACGCGCCAUCCACACGGCCGCCACCCAGCCCAUACCACCCGCGUCAGGGCUCGGACGAGUGGCCCAGCUCGGCCGAGGCCCUGGAGCCCGGCCACGCCUGGCACGACAAGUCUCCCUCGUCCAGCACGUCUCCUGCAGGCCACAACGGGCAUAUGGCUUUUCCGGGCGGAUUGUCUUCUCCUGUCAACAGCAAUAACACAGGACUAGGUGGGCAGAUGCAGCCGAGCCCUCUGAAAAAAUCCAUUAUCCCCUCCAGUCCCCAGGCUUGUGGGUCCGAGUGGCUCAGCCAGGAUGACACAGGGAGCCGGCAGAACUUCCUCCCGACAGAUCACGCGCCCCUCUCCCCGCAGAGUAGUGUGGCCUCCUCGGGCAGCGAGCAGACAGAAGAGCAUGGCUCGGCACGCAACACCUUCCAGGAGGACGGCAGUGGCAUGAAAGAUGUUCCUGCGUGGUUGAAAAGUCUCCGCCUUCACAAAUAUGCAUCACUUUUUUCCCAAAUGACCUAUGAGGAAAUGAUGAUUCUCACGGAGCAUCAUCUGGAAUCACAGAAUGUCACCAAGGGAGCACGGCAUAAAAUUGCCUUGAGCAUCCAAAAACUGCGUGAGCGGCAAAGUGUGCUGAAAUCUUUGGAAAAGGACAUUUUGGAAGGAGGAAACCUGCGUAAUGCACUGCAGGAGCUGCAGCAGAUCAUCAUCACGCCCAUCAAGGCCUACAGCAUGUUGUCGCAGCCGGCCAGCGCUCCUCCAGAAGCGACAAAGUCAGCAACGGAUAAAGAAACAGCCCCUGAGGGAUUCCAUCAUUCCCACAGCACGCCUACCUGUGAUGGAGACUCCUCGACGACGCCUAUCUCGGACGGCGACAUUGCCGGACAGUUCACCCGAGUCAUGGGGAAAGUGUGCACGCAGCUGCUCGUGUCCAGGCCAGAUGAAGAGAAUAUCAGCUGCUACCUCCAGCUCAUUGAGAAGUGUCUAAUACACGAGGCUUUCACAGAAACCCACAAAAAGCGUCUGGUUUCAUGGAAGCAGCAGGUCCUCAAACUGCUCCGCCUAGUCCCUCGGAAAGCCAUGCUGGACAUGCCCGUGUACCGACAGAAAGGCUGGGCCUACGGGUCCAACUCCCUCCCCACAGCAGGCUCUGUGAGCGGAGGCGUGGGCCGACGGGGCCAGAGGCAGUUUCAGAUAACACCGCGUGGACUCCAGGCUGGGCGAAUGGGUCUGCUGAGUCCCGGCGGCAUCGGCAGCGCCUCUCCUCGCCACACGCUCACUAACCCCGCGCUGGCAGGCCAGGGUCGACAAAGCCUGUGGUUUGCCAACCCCGGGGGCAGUAACAGCAUGCCAAGUCAAAGUCGCAGCUCUGUGCAGCGGACCCACUCACUUCCUGUCCACACCUCCCCGCAAACCAUGCUCAUGUUCCAACAGCAAGAUUGCCAAGUUCCAGGCGCAGACCUGGAGAUAAACCCUACGCUAGAGUCGCUGUGCCUCAGUAUGACGGAGCACGCCUUAGGGGACGGAACUGACCGGACAUCAACGAUAUGAAAAGAAGACUAGAAAAAAAGAAAAGCUCCUCAUCACCCAGCACAAAUAUUUACGUACGCUCGAGCAAACCAGGCAAAGCAGUCACUACAUAAUGACAAAAAUACUGUGUAUAUGUUCGCUAAUAUUUUUGUACUUUAUUAUAUAUAUAUAUAUAUAUAUAUAUAACUAAGUUUAUUAUUAAGAAAAAUGGAAUACAGAUAAUUAUAUUGCAGGACAGGGAGGAAGGUUCACGACCGUGUCACUUGCAGGACUGUGACAUGGCGCAAUUGUGAGAGCGAGAAAAGGAUCGGUGCUGUCUUAAAAACGGCCCUGUAUGAGUUCUCCUUCUUUUCCCUAUUCCUCACAGUUCUGCACCACCUCGCGUGUAGAUCGGCCAGAUGUAAGGCACUUUUAUCCAUACGGCACUAGACUGUAAUUGGCUUAAAGAAGACACUUUCGAGAACCCGAAAGGCUUCUCAAAAGGUUAGUCUCUUUACGGUCUUCUCCAGACAUGUUUUGAGAGAAUGAGCACGUAACUCAACAGCAGGCAUCGCCUUUUAUUUAAACGUUCCACCCUGAAGACUCCUCCUCUCCACUAAAGCCAAAGAGAAGGGUUGAUCGGUCGAUGGCUCAUUCGGGAAGGAUUACUUGCAACAGAAUGGUUUAACUUCAAAAAGCAGUUGGAGAAUGCUUGGCUGCGCUUUGCCGGUGUUAUUUUAAUUGUUUUUUUCUCCCCCCCCCACCCCUUUUUUUAAAUAACUCCCUACUGCGUCAAUGAUGAUGAAUUAUCGCGUUGUGCCGAGGAGCUAGGGCCGGCAAAGGGUUGUACUAUUGCACAAGAGCUGAUUUGAAAUAUGGAUCCUCUCCAGUGACCCCUAGUACAGGGGUUCCUCGCUUUUAUGACUGCAUUCCAUUCCCAUGGCGGCAGUGUAACUCAAAUUUGUACUAAGGUCGAAAUGUGUCACAGUCAUUCACUAACCUAUGCUAAAGCUGUAGUAAGGUCAUAAUAGCAAAUAUUUGUAUGAAAAAUACUUAUAGGCUAUAAAUAUAAAACAAUCCAAUGAAAAACAGAAAGUACAGUGGUAACUGAGUGACAAAUUAUUCUUACACAGCGGUGCGAACUACUUUGUAACAUCAAAACGUAUGUGUGGACCGUUGUAAACCGAGGACCCCCUGUAUUGUCGUAACAUUCACACAUACUGUACAUAAACAAAUGAGAAACAACACAGUGGAACCCUUUCUCCAAAGAAUUGAUAGAGAAUCCCUAAUAUAGCUAACACUCUUGACAACUGGCCAAUAAAACCCACUCUGGGACCCCAAAGUACACCCUUUAUAAUCACACGUGACGAUUUGAUGACUCAUGCGUCUCCAAGGUGCUCCAAGAUGGCCAUACUUUUCCGUUACUGUCUGUGUUUCAGUCAACCCUUAACAUUAUCGCGUGGUAUCAGUGUUGAAUCGUUUAAAAAAUAAUAAUAAUAAAUAAACAAAAGAAGCGGUCUUCUAACCCGGCCUCUGUCUUGGAAUGUGGCAGAGCGGAGGUGCAUGUACGUUUGAAUAUGGUCACAAUAUGGCUCACUUUGUUUGUUCGGUUGCUUUGUAAGGCAGGGAUGACCGAAUUUUUAUUUUGUGGCAGCACCCAUAGUUAAAAAGCAAAGAUAGUUCUACAGUGGAAACCCCAAAGUUGACUCCAAACUUAUUCUAAUUUCAGGUUUUCCCAUAGGACAUAAUGUAAAAAUUCGUUCCACAGUUAAAUUUUCAGCAUCAUACCCCAAGGAUCAAGAAGUCUAGUAGCCUUCACAAAUCCUUUUGUCUUGCUGAAAUUAGCCCAAAUCGGCCCUAUCUCAUGCAUGUGAGCCAGCCCUCAUCUUGGAACACAUGCUGCUGGGCCUAUAAGGAGUAUGGAUUUGGUUACCAUGACAACUAGCGGCAGAGCAAGGGGUGGGUGCACUGACAACCCUGAAUCUAAAACAGCGGGUGAGAACUGCGAAGCACAUGCGCGCCCCCACGAAGACAGCAUGGAUUCUAUUUUCCCUCAUGGAGGCAGCACUUCAGCACCAAGUCGCCAAAUUACACUUGUCAAUUUCUGUGCUGACCUCUGUAUGUGGCGCAUGCAGUGGGCCCGUCACCAAAUACAAAUACACUGCCACCCCCACCUUGUCAAGUAUGUGCCACUGAUCAGAAGCUAAUGCUAAUCUGUGCAUCCAACAAAACUCAAUGGCGGUCUCCUUACCUUUUUGCUUUAAUGUACUAUUUCACCAAUCCGUGUCAAGACUACAAAUGAAUGGCACUUGUGCAAAGCUACCACUGGCUAAUUUAACCAUACGAAAUUCCCUGCACAUUUUCAGAAGUAGGCAGCGAACAAAACAUUUACUUGGUUGUUAAUUUUCACACUUAGAAUUACAAUCUUUAUUGUCAUUGCACAGUGGUUGGUAGGCAGUGGGCACACACUCCAGAGACCCAACUACUUGUACAAGCCAUAAAAAAAGUCUUGAGUCCUGUAAUAUGUUCUCUAGAUAAUUGUAUGUAGUUACUCGCUAUGUGUUCAGCUACACAAUUUUUACCUUUAAUAAAAUAAAUUCCAUUUAAUUGAUAUUUAAUGAAUUGUAUUGCUCCUAUUUUAAACUAAGCGGCCCGACACAUUCCUAUCUCACAGAGCUAACUAAUAUGAUGAUGUUUGAGCCUUUGAACUCUCAAGUUUUGUCGGUAGUUCAACUUUGGAGGUUCCACUGUAUACUCAAACCUGUUUUUUUAUAACUCUCCCUUGAUAUGGAUAACUUAUGCUUACUUUGUAUAAUCGCAUGUUUUUUGCCACACUAAUACAGCACUGUUGUAGAUAAGAGGACAACAUGGUGAGCAGACAUUUUGCAACUAAAAGUGUGUGUGUGUGUGUGUGUGUGUGUGUGUAUAUGUGUGUUUAUAACGCCUGUUUACAUCUUUCUAAGAUAAAGCCCAUGUCAUAUUAUAUGGAAAAAAAAACAAUUUUGCGUCUGCGGAUCUUUAAUGGCUUCAUGUUGUCGAGUUACAUUGCAGUUAGGUUUUCUUCAGAGCAGGCUCUUGAAUACAUCUGACUUACUGAGAAGAAAAAAACAAACAAAAAAAACACAUCACACUCGUGCCCGACAAGGACCUCAACAAAGACAGCUGACAUUUUUAGGACUUGUUACAUAUGGCUCAGAUUGUCCUUUCCAGAACCAAGGUGCUGCAGUAGAGUACAGUACAGUCGAUGUGCAUGAUGAAGCUGCAGCAGAGCAUGACGACGCUUUUCUGAGCCACAGUCGAUGAUGCGUAAUCUGUAAAACACUACACAACAAUACAAGGCCAAGGAGUACUCUGUUUACAUUCCAGUGAUGCACUUCGUUUUGGCACUAGUACAGGGGUGGGGAACCUACCUGGCAUGGGACUUGUUCCAGCUCAAAACUAUAACAUAAAACCCACAAUUGCUCAUAAUAGGCUACUCACAAAAAUGUAUGGAUAUUGGGCUCUUGGUUGAAAUUUCAGGAUGAACCUGAAAUGCACUAUAACCUUUACAGUUUAACUUAAUUUGACCUUCUCUCGCUAAACUUUUGAAUGCAGUUCUAACUUCUCAGUGUUUCAGCUUUUAACAAAACUCGCAGUGCUCUGUAAAAGAGCUGACUGGCAAAAUUCAAAACAGGUGUAAUAGAUUUCCCAUGACGUCCGCAUCUGCCUUUCUGUAACUCUUCCAGUCUGUCUGUCUCUGUUGCAACUUGCAGAUGGCAUUCUUCACACUUUGAAUUCAGUGGUCACUUUCCUCUGAGAACAUUAUUUUUGUUGUUUAAUUGUUAAGGUGCUAUCUUGGUCUCGAGAUGUAAAAAUCUGAAAAUCAUGAUGAAGAGGACUGUUUAAAUACUAAUUGAACUAGGAAAUGUAUUGGUCCAUUCACGAAUCAAGCACCUGUUGUGAAAUUUGCUGUUCAACUUUUUAUUAGCGAGCAACAAGUUGUGCAAAAAGUACAAAAACAUAUAACAGCUGGACAUGUGCAGGUCAAAUUAAGUUAGUUAAUAGUGCAUUUUAGGUUCAUCUAGAAAUUUCAGCCAAAAGCCACAUAUCCCUAGCUUUUUGAAAGUAGUGUAUAUAAUAAACAUUAGUUGGCACAUAUUGUUCCAUGAACAUACUAAGGAUAUCAGAGAACUAAAAUGGUUCCCCAUUCCUGUACUAGCACACGCAGUCACAUUGAGAUCAUCGAUGACCCUGCCGAGCUUGAUCCAUGAAUUGAAUGCAACUGGGCUGUUGCGGUUUUCUUAACACAAUUUAUAUUUCAUUCUGAUGACUUCCCAGACAUUUUCUAAUGUUUUAUGAAAUCUGUGCAUCACAUGCUUUUUUUUUUUUUUUUAAACUGUUAGUCCUAUUUGUGAAUUGGUCUGAAGUGCAGCAUCCAUCGGGGUCAUUGACAGUCCUAAUAAAGAAGUUCAGUUCUUUUUGCAACAGAA
This is a messenger RNA of Phycodurus eques (leafy seadragon), 7051 nucleotides long. Its product is annotated as protein Smaug homolog 2. The transcript has 13 exons. Gene Ontology annotation, molecular function: protein binding; translation repressor activity; mRNA binding. The record is from RefSeq and is a predicted model, not a curated record. Bases 618 to 2624 code for a protein of 668 amino acids. Gene Ontology annotation, cellular component: P-body. NCBI's taxonomy places the organism in Eukaryota, Metazoa, Chordata, Actinopteri, Syngnathiformes, Syngnathidae. Gene Ontology annotation, biological process: negative regulation of translation; regulation of mRNA stability; nuclear-transcribed mRNA poly(A) tail shortening.